AUGAAUAUUGGAGGUAUGUUCCGCAAGAACGCGACCGGUGGUGCUAGUGGCUCGAGCAGCCACCCCAACCCACGCAAGAAUCCGCGUAGGAAGAGGGACGGUCUCCAGAGCGAACUCGACAAGGAGUACAAGCGUUUGGCAGAAAGCAAGGUGCUCCCGACGAAGUGGCCCGACUCCAAAUUCAUCUCCCGCCAAAGCCUCAGCAGCGACUUCGACCUGCUGGUGCGCAAUGCCGGCAUGAAGUUCUUUGCAUCUCUAAACCAGGACACCUACAAGCGUGCCACUUUGGAGUUCAUCUUGUCCUUCCAUGACGACCUCGCCGUCCUCGAUCGAAGGACCACUGAAACCGUCACUUAUGGACGAUCCCAGGGCAUUUAUGAGCUGAUUGCAACGAAAUAUGAAGCGUCGUGGGGCGCGGCGGCGUUUAGAACGGGCAACACUACGGCCAUCUACAUCGGCAACACCAAGUCGUGCAUCGCUGGCUAUGGAGGCAGCGAGGAUCUGGACACCUCGUACAAGCUGUGUAUCCCCUCCUGGGUCGCCUUCACCGGCAACGGCACACUCUUCGGCGAGGCCGCCUUGAAGCACGCCGCCGUCAGCCCCGGGACGGCCGUCGCUGGCUUCAAGCGCCUCAUGGGCCUAGGGAUGCAUAACGCGGUGGUGAAGAGAGAGAUGGAGCUAGUGCCGUACAAACUUUUUAGAACGCCAUAUGGAACGCCUGGAAUCCAGAUCCAGGCCGAGGGAGGCGACGCCAGGAAUUUCCAAACCGAGCAAGUCGCCGGUAUCCUCAUGUCCAAGCUGAAGCAGAUGGCGGAGGCGCACCUGGGCCGCGAGAUCAAGAACGCUCUGCUAACCGCCCCCGUGCACUUCACGGCCGAUCGGAAGCAUUCUCUGAUGGCGCACGCUCGGUGGGACGGCGGCUUCUCCGGCACAAGGUCCGUGGGCGAGUAUGUGGCGGCGGCCGCGGCGUACGGCCUUCACGAGAAGCGGCGCCACGGCAAGGUCAUCCUUGUCUUCCAUAUGGGCGGCCGCACGACCCACGCCACCAGGUUCAAGUUCAGGUAUAGGGAUGGGCUGGCCCAUCAUUUGGGCGCAAGCUAUGAAGCUCAGCUGGGCGGCGCCGACCUCACCGGCAGGGUUGUCGACCACUUUGUGGAACUGAUCAAGGAGAAGCACCACCGGGACAUCCGGCAGGACGAGAGCGCGCUCCGGAAGCUGUGGGCGGCGUGCGAGGUCGCCAAGAAGGCGUUGAGCCACCGGGAAGACGCUGUAGUGAAGGCGGAAUCGGUGUUGGACGACGGCGCGGAUUUCUUUGCGCGGCUCACGAGGGCACAGUUCGAGGAGCUGAACGGCGAUCUGUUGGCAAGAGCCGUGGGCACGGUGGAACAGGCGGUGACGUGGCCCGCCCCGCCCGAGCAGUGGGAGAGCCGCAAGGAGAGCGUCGACGAGAUCAUCCUUGUCGGUGGCAGCGUCAGGAUCCCCAAGAUUGCUCAGUUUUUCAAGGACUACUUCCAUGGGCGGGAGCCAAUCGUGGAGGAGGAAGCGGUUAUUCGCGGUGCUGCUCAUCUCUCCCGUCGCGAGUCUGCAGAGUUCACGCUCCAGUGUGCUGAUUACUACUCGGACUACUUUGGAUGCUGA
This is a messenger RNA of Lolium rigidum, 1638 nucleotides long. Its product is annotated as heat shock 70 kDa protein BIP1-like. Gene Ontology annotation, cellular component: endoplasmic reticulum lumen; membrane; nucleus. Gene Ontology annotation, molecular function: heat shock protein binding; misfolded protein binding; ATP-dependent protein folding chaperone. The transcript is spliced from 4 exons. The record is from RefSeq and is a predicted model, not a curated record. Bases 1 to 1638 code for a protein of 545 amino acids. Gene Ontology annotation, biological process: cellular response to unfolded protein; protein refolding; endoplasmic reticulum unfolded protein response. NCBI's taxonomy places the organism in Eukaryota, Viridiplantae, Streptophyta, Magnoliopsida, Poales, Poaceae.